Centrocercus urophasianus (Greater sage-grouse) is the source of this 3262-nucleotide messenger RNA. RefSeq names its product twisted gastrulation BMP signaling modulator 1 (gene TWSG1). The transcript is spliced from 4 exons. The coding region runs from base 294 to 1055 and encodes 253 amino acids. NCBI's taxonomy places the organism in Eukaryota, Metazoa, Chordata, Aves, Galliformes, Phasianidae. Gene Ontology annotation, biological process: regulation of BMP signaling pathway. The record is from RefSeq and is a predicted model, not a curated record.
GCCGCUCGGAGCCCCCGGGAGCUUCGCUUUAAUGAAUCGACGCUGACGUAGCAGCUUCGUUUCUGUGCGAUGGCUCGAGGUGUCUGCCCGGACGAUGCCUUCGCGGUUAGGGCUUCGCUGCUGCGUUUUAUUUGUCGCUGCUCAUAGGCCGUGAGAUCUGAUGUUACGAACCUGACCUCGUUCACCUGAAAUGCAGUGCGGUUUUAACGCGUGAGCGCAACAGCAGAGAAGUUUCAAACGGAGAAGUUUGCCGGCAGAGGAGGAGCGGUCGUGUUUGUUAUCAUGCCUCUUUAAUGUUUGAUUUUUUUUUUUCUCUUUUUUUCCGGUGGUCAAAAAUGGUUUUAGUGCUGGUUGAGCUCCGUCUGCAAACCGCUGGAACAAUGAGGUCACCGUGUGCAGCGCUGAGUACAUCCCUGCUGCUGCUGCUGCUGCUGGUGUGGGCCCGCUCGUCAGUGGGCUGCAACAAGGCACUGUGCGCCAGCGAUGUCAGCAAGUGCCUCAUCCAGGAGCUGUGUCAGUGCCGCCCAGGGGAAGGGAACUGUUCCUGCUGCAAGGAGUGCAUGCUCUGCCUUGGCACGCUUUGGGAUGAGUGCUGUGACUGUGUUGGUAUGUGCAACCCUCGCAAUUACAGCGACACACCUCCAACAUCCAAGAGCACUGUGGAGGAGUUGCAUGAACCAAUUCCUUCGCUUUUCCGAGCGCUCACAGAAGGGGAUACUCAGCUGAACUGGAAUAUUGUUUCCUUCCCUGUUGCAGAAGAAUUGUCGCAUCACGAGAACUUAGUUUCCUUUUUAGAAACAGUGAACCAGCCACAGCAUCAGAACGUCUCCGUUCCAAGCAACAACAUCCACGCACCUUACUCUAGUGACAAAGAACACAUGUGUACUGUGGUGUAUUUUGAUGACUGCAUGUCAAUACAUCAGUGCAAGAUCUCUUGCGAGUCCAUGGGAGCAUCCAAAUACCGAUGGUUUCACAACGCCUGCUGUGAGUGUAUCGGGCCAGAGUGCAUCGACUAUGGCAGUAAAACUGUAAAAUGUAUGAACUGUAUGUUUUGAAGCAGAAGAAUUGUAAUACGCUAACAUGGAGGCCAAAGUAAUCCCUCUCAGUUAGAGAGAAGCGGAUUGGAAAUCCUGCAUUUUGGUGGAGUACCUAAUGGUUGCAAUUAAAUGGAGCUGGUUGAAAAAAGAUGUAUAAAAUUUGAACCUUGUUUUUUUAAAUCCGUGCAAGCAAGGCUAGCUUGUAGAAUUUUCAACAUUCAGUUUUCUUUUUCUUCUGCUCAAAUGGUACAGCCGUGCUCAUCCUUGCUGUUCUGGUUGUUUUCUUUUGAUUUGAUACUAUUGACUAUAUUGGUUUUCAGAAUAUAAUGCAAUAUCCUGUAUUUAGAUUAGGGAAAACUUAAGAAUACGGUAAUGAGUUUCUCACCAUCCAAGUUCAACAAAUAAAUAAAUGGAUACUGAGUUGCAGGGAGAGAGUUCUUGAGGUGCCUGGUCUUUGUGGUUGGUUUGUUUGUUUGUUUUUUAACUUUAUUGCCCUCUAGUUUCCGAGCUUAGCCUUCUAUUGUGAAAAUGUUAUUUGGGGAGAAAGAAUAAUUAAUGCUUCAAGUCUAAAUCGUGGGCCGUCAUGGAUAAAAUCCUGACUUCUUAGAAGGGCUGCCCUACAAAAUGCUGAGUGGGACGCUUCCCUUACCAGUUUUAUUUGCCAUGUUCUCUUACAUACAUUAGCAACUGAAAAAAUCUUUUCAGUCUUCUCUGAGAGACCAAAGCAAGGCUGUUAGGUGCAGUUGCAUCUCCUCCCUUUUGCACUGUUCUCUUAGGGUCACUUAAUCUUUGAACAUUCAGUGCAGUAAAGGGAAGGUGACAUUUUAUUUUGAAUAUAACGAAUAAAUGAGAAAACAAAACAGCAUGCACUAGCAAGUGCUACAGGGUUAUCAGCUGAACAGUUGGCCGCAGAUGCGUUCACAUUUAGUAGGUUGCUAUGAAUAUUUAUUCCAAACCAUAAGUCUUACUUUUGUUUUCCCAUGAGAUGUCAUCGCCAAAGAAGGGAAGAUGUGCUCCCAGAGGCAAAAAUCAGAUGUUCUGAGCAUAGGACACUGUCCAUUUUUCUAAGAAAGAAUUUGAGUAUGCUGACGGUUGCGUGGCAAUUUUAUGCCCCAACUAAGACUCCAUUGAUAAUGGUACUAAGUGCAAAAAUGAAGUGUAUGAGUAGUUAAUGAUCAGCUUUUGGUAUUUAUAAUGAUGUGUUUUUUAGUGCCUUGACUUUUUUAUGCAUAUAUGCAUAUAUCUGUAUGCACACACACACAAAAGAAUUUGCCUAUUCAUGUUUCUCUCACUGCCCUCUGUCUAGAGGGAUUAAACUGUUUUCUAGUCACACCUGAAUAUCUGUACCAUGUACAAAUGAAAGCAGUCAUUUUAAAUAUAUUUUCUUGAAAAGGUUGCCUGAAUGCUUUUUUAUUUUCUCUCAUUAUACAGCUCUUUCAACAAGACAAAAUAAACAUAUAUAUUAAAUAUACUGUCGUGAAAUAAUGUUACUUUCUUCAAUCUCUUUUCUCAGCUGUAAAGAAGUACUUGAAAGGUGUUUAUUGUUUUGAGCUAGUAGAUAAUGAAGUACCUGCAUACUUUAAACUUGCAGUUAAGUGAUAAAUCAUGGAUUUGAACAGAAAACCUUCGCUUUCAAUGAAGGAGCUGAUCUUUGAAUAUUUGAUGAUUCAUAUUAUCUUUUUCUUGGCUUUCUUAAAAUGAGUGGAGGGGGAGAGUUUGUUAAAAGUAGCCGCGACUGCUUCUGGUUGGAGGAUGAUGCAUUGUUCUUCACCAAGAUAGGAAGUGGGCAGUAAGCAUUCCUACAGCUCACUAGCACAGUUAACAUCUUGCAGUGUUAAAUGAUUUGAAGCACUGAAUCUUUCGAGAGUGGAAGAUGGGCCUGAUGUUUCUGGUUAGGUGCCUGCUGUUCUCCAUCUGUGACAACAUUGACGUCACUAGAAUUUCAAUGGGAGGUCAAGUCAGAGGAGCAGCACGGGUGGAGAGGACUCGCCUGAAACAAGCCUGGGGAACAGCAUAAAAAUGUAAAUACACUUGUCUGUGUAAUGGCCUGAGAGUAGGUAGCAAGGAUGCACGCUUUCUGGGGCUUGCCUUAACUUUGUAAUUCUUGAUGCUGUCUAGAGUUUGCUGUAAGCGUUGCCUGUAUGCCAAUGUCAUACAGUAACAGCAAAUGUAUUUUAUUAUGAUGAGUGUUUUGAGAGGUAUUUUAAUAAAAAGACAUUACUGUU